CAAGGAACCCGUUUUUCCACACCUUAAUUUAAGUGAAGAUGUGCCAGUCGCCCCCGGAGAGCGCAACAAUUGCGAUCACUGGGGUACAGCGCAAGAUGGACAAAAUCGUCUCAAAGCACCAGAGGGAGCUGACCGACGCGCGCCAGCAGAUCGGCUUGUUCCUGAAAGCCAACAAAUUUCCCAACGGUGAUACCAACGGAAAGAAAGGCGUGAUCUUCGUGACUUUCCCACUGCAUGAAGCCGUGAAGCAGAACAAUGCCUACAUGACAUCGAAGCUUCUCCUCUUCGGUGCAGAUCCCACCUUGAGAGACACCUGGGGUCGCACGGCUUAUGACUACGCAAAGGGCAAGGCCACACACGACCAGAUCUUGAAGGUGUUUCAGCUCUCGGGGCACUCUCCAUUUGCUCCGCUCCACAAGCGUUGUCUUUCGCAGCUUCAGCGCCAUCCGCCGCCCCGUGGCUUCGAGGAUUUCUUUGCGAAGCUCGCGAGGGAUCCCUUGGUGCAGGUGCCGAAUUGCGAUGCUCAGUGGCUAGAGGAACUUGGUGCAAAAUGCCUGAGGAAACCAAAGGCAAAGGAUGCAGAGGUGUGAGGGAGGCUGACAGCCUAACAGGUUUUCGCAAGGGGUCAUCACAUUUAAAUGCACUGCUCCAAUUCAAAUUGGGAGAGGGUGCCGAAGUGAUGUGUUG
Molecule: messenger RNA, 687 nt
Organism: Cladocopium goreaui
Lineage: Eukaryota; Dinophyceae; Suessiales; Symbiodiniaceae
Source: the annotation of a GenBank genome assembly